UCUACACCUCAUUCCAGCGACUCUCAACCGCUCAUUUUCCCUUCUUCCUCACCCAUACCAGCGACGCAUUCCGACGGUGCCGCUUCUUCCCAGUCUGCAACUCAGCCAUGCUUAAUCACCCCUGCAACCGCUAAUUGUCCCUUCGUCCUCACCUCAUACCAGUGGCCGGCAAAUUCCAUAUCAUCGCGGAAUUAGAAUUCAGUGGUGAUUCGUCUUCACCAGUGACUUCCCGACUCUUCCCGAUCCUCUCCGAAUCCCUUCCAGAAGAGUUUGCUGGGUCAACCCGAGACUGCUAGGUCUGAUGCCCUUUCAGAUCCUUUUCGUCAUUUUCCAUUUUACUUGAUGUUGAUGAUAAUGAUGAUGAUGAUGCUAGAUAAUUUCAGGUUGGAAUCGGUCACAAGGGAUAAUUUAUUGAUGUAUGCUUGCUUUCAGGAGGGUAAAAUUGAUGAUGGUGCUGCAUAUUUUAGGAAGAUGGUCGAUUCAGGGCUGAGAACGGACUUGCCUGUUUAUGAUAGACUGGUUGAUCAGUUGGUUAAGGCUGGGAAGAUUGACGAGGCAAAAUAGUUGUACGAGCUGAUGGUGAAGAAACAGAGGAUGAAUAAUGAGAGCUAUAAGUUCAUAAUGAAAGCACUAAGUGAUCAUGGGAGGUUGGACGAAGUGCUUCAAUUGGUCGAUGCAAUGUUGGAUAAUGAGGCUAUCAACGUGAAUGAGGAGCUUCAGGAGAUAGUCAAAGGCGAGUUGAACAAGGAAGGGAGAGGAGACGAACUAGACAACCUUAUGGAAGAAAAAGCUAGGCUAAAGGCUGAAGCGAAAGCGAGAGAAGGGCGAAAAUUACCAUUGCUAAUAUCUUUCCACCUAAGAACAAGGAAGAGGAGACAGGAUCUGCAGAGGGAAAUGAUGUUAAUGCUAAUGAGGCAGCUCCUGCUGCUGCAGAAUCUGCAGCGGGUGAAGACCAACUCAUAGAGAAAGCAGAAUCUGUUGAUGCAGAAGACUCGAGGGACGAGGUAAGAGCUUGAAAGAUGGUGAAGUACUGUUCUUUGCCACCCCUUUAUCAAGCCAUGUUAAGGUCAUUCAUCUGAUUUUGCUAUAUAUUGCUGCCAUGUAAUUAAACAAUAGCUGGGAAAUGAGGUGGGAGUUUGAAUUCUAGGCGCAGUGAGUAGAAUGUGGUUACUUUGAAGGAUUUCAAUGUUGGAUGAUACCCAAGUUUGUAGUUGCGCCUUCUGUUAAUUUCUAUGUGCACUUCCAUAAGUUGUUCUGUUCUGCAAUUACCUGCUGCAUUUGGUUGGAUAUUGAUUGACCUUCCUUCAGCUCCUGAUCUAUUGCUACGGUGGCGAUUUGAACAAUCUAUGGUACAUAUAUAAAAUAUCUUUUUUCGGUACUUUUUAGUGCCAAUUCAUUGUUAUCUCACUUUCCUCCGUUUGGUGUUUCUCCUCUCUGAUAUCUCUAUACUGGUUGUUCUUCUGUCAGUGAAACUCCAUGGUUUUGUGCGAGCCGAACGGGAGCUUUGGAUUGGCUUACGACGUCAUCGGGGUCAAAGAUUUUGAAUCUCUGUUGUCUACGGGUCGAUUAAAAGGUGAGCCCUCUAGAUCAGUUUACCAUCCCCAAGUCUUCGAUUUGUUUGUCAAACAAAAAUUGGAGUUUUUGACCCAGCCAUUGAUUUCAAUUGUCAAUAGGGAACAUGAAUCUCUUAUGCCUACUGUCGCUUUAGUUCUCAAUCUGUAACUGGAAACCUUGACCUCAUCCAUUGAUUUCUUUCUCAAGAGUUGGGCACGUGAUUCCCCAACCCCAAUUGUGGUUUUAGUACGCGAUCAGGUACUGGAAUUGCCACCCUUAACUUACAUUACAAUAUUUCUUUGGUUCAUUUUGACAUGACCGUAAUUGAAGUUCUGUCCUUUCAAUUGGUGAGUUCAUUUUUGCUUUCAGUGAACCUCCUUACAAGUAAUAUUUACUUUCCGUUGUUUCCUAAUUAACUGUCUUUGCUUGCCCGUUGUUAGGUCUUUUGAGUUUGAUAUAACUUGACCAUGUUAGAUGUAGAUGUCUUCUAACAAUUAAUUUGGUUUUGGUUUUGUUUUGUUAGCCAUUGUUUAGUAGGAGCGUUUGAACCGAGAUUGUGUUGAGUGCUUUAAUGAUUUUGUAAAUAGUGUAAAUUAUUGUUUCGGCAGUGCUUGCUUGAGCAAUUGUUUGAAUAUUAGACAGUGCCUCUAAAAUUGAUAGAAGUCAAUCAGAAGGUUGUCAUGCUCUAUGGUAUCAUUUCGGUAGUGCCCCAGUCAUAGGUUUCUUCGUAUUUUCUUCAUUAUCCAUAGUUUUGUAAUUCCUACCGCCAAGUUGUUUUGUGUUUCUUGAUUUCAUAGCUGAUGUGGGAGACAUAUUCAUGUCCAGCCAUUCCAUUUGCCUUUUUUGUAGUUGUUUAUGUCGUUCAUUGAUUCACUUGCAUUUUUUAGCUGUCAUGUUGUUGCAUUAUGCUGCCAAUUGUCCUGUUAUCAGUUUCAGAUAUAUGUAUGUUGGUUUCCUGAUGGUGAUUUCUGAAAAUCAGUAAGUGAUUCAAUCUAUGCCAAGGCGCGAGGUUGUUUCAUUUUUGUGUUGUAGAUAUAUUUGUCGGUUACGUGUUCGUGUCUCUGUUCUGCUUGAUCAAAUAAGUUUGAACUUGGCGUGAUUUCUGAAAUACUAUUAAUUUUUACGAUUUCUUGGUCUGUGGCGGGUUGCAGCAGGGAGUUGCCUUGACAUACGCUACUUCAAGGGCUCCUUCCGUCAUUUUCAGGCCUCAGGGAUUUCAAAUUCUCUGGCUUCUCCUUCAAAAUCUACUUAUGGUUUUUGAGAAUCCGCCCUCUGAAGUGUGUUUGACAUUCAGCCUGUUUGGAUUGCUGCUGCAUUCAGGAUUUCAGGUAUGUUCGUUUAUUCUUCUACUUCUUCUUCUUUCAAUAUUUCGAUCUAGGUUCCUUACCUGAGCCCUUCAAUAUCGCUUUGUAAUUUUCAUGAGUAACAACCCCUUGAGAGGGUUUCUAGGUUUAUCAGACAUUCUUCCGGUUGGGGAGGCAACAACAAGCAGAUACGUUCCAACCACUUCUGGUAAGACCAACUGCUUCUUCUACGUUUAGAAGCAAUCAUCUUCGGUAUGUUUUAUGUUCUUGGUUUGUGUGAGUUACCUGCAAAUUACUGGUUUAAGGAGAUUUUGAAACAAGAAUGUGAGGAAGGGGGCGAAUGAAGAAGAAGAAGCUUGCCUCGCGGUUUGAACUGUCUUGCUUCAUUUCCUGUGGAAUUCAGCUUCACAACAGCACCAAAGCAACAUGAUUUUUCUAUUCUGCUGAAUUGGGAUCCUUAUGUUCAUGAAACUGUCAACGAUUGUCAUAUUUUGGUACAUUUUCUUCCCUUAACUUCUUUCCGUUUCAUAUUUUAUAUAUGCUUGCUAAAAAAGUUUGCUUUAAUGUUUCCUGUGUACAGUGCAAUACAUCAAAUUUCAACCUCAAAGGUUCAGGUGGUCAGAGGUAGUGGCCGAUUCCUCAUAUACUAUUUUCUCAUCUCUUGGGUGGCUUUGAUCUAACUCUUUUGCUUCCAUUUCAAAAUUGAUUUCAGGACUCAGUCACACUGUCACACAUCACAAUCGACACAAACUCCUUCAUAUUCAUUGGAGCAGUUAAUUGGAUUGAAGCAGGAAUAUUGGCUUCUAGCUAGGGGUGGACGUUCAGGUUCGGUGUUCCGGGUAACCCGGAUCCAAAACCAAAAGUGUCGGGUAUCGGGAAACUGAAAACCGAUGCAUCAAAAGAAAAAUCGGGUCUGGUUCCUAAUAUGGCUGUUUCGGGUUUCGGUGAAACCCAGAACCGAAACCAAAACCUAACGGAAUCGAGGUGGAACCGAGGAGAGGUUCCUAAGGUGGGGCGGAAGAGUCCGCUGCUCCUCUCCGGCUCUAAUCGCUGCCGCUACAUAACGGAAGUCGGCGAUGGUGAUGAAUCGGUUGGAAGGCGGGAUUGGUGAGGGAGGGAGGAGGAGCUAGGUGGAUGGCUACACCGAUGGAGUAAAGGAAUCAAGAGUGAGGGGCGAGGGAAAUUGUGUCGGCAGUGGGAGAGAUUAGUACUCGGGUACUCGAAAAAGAACCAUGAACCAUUAAAUUCGGUUCACGGGUAUCCCAAAUAAUUAAUUAUAUUUAUUAUAGCAUAGCCUCUAUUUUAUAUAACAUUUUUCUCCCAAAUUAUUAAUGAAUUUCUUAUGUUAAA
Molecule: messenger RNA, 4208 nt
Organism: Linum trigynum
Lineage: Eukaryota; Viridiplantae; Streptophyta; Magnoliopsida; Malpighiales; Linaceae
Source: the annotation of a GenBank genome assembly